Messenger RNA from Blepharisma stoltei, 7347 nucleotides. Lineage: Eukaryota; Ciliophora; Heterotrichea; Heterotrichida; Blepharismidae. The record is from the annotation of a GenBank genome assembly.
AUGCAAGAGCAAGACGAAUUUUCUUUACUAGAUCAAAAUGAACUUUCUAUUCCUGAAGAAGGAACUCCCAAUAGACUAUCUACUGGAGAAAAGCCUCUAAUUUCGAGAGGAUCAUAUAAUCUUCCUUUAGAUGAAUCUCCAUUAAGCUCCCAUCCUGAUGAGAAGCCGAUAGGCUCGGCCGGAAAUUAUAAUCUUCCUCCUGAUGAGCAGCCUGGAGAAGUAGAAGCUGAAGAAAUAGGGCCUUUAGAAACACGAAUUGAGUCAAAAGCUUGGAAAACUCGAGUAAAAGCCCUUGAAGAAUUAGCUGGAUUAUUAAGAAAUGAGCCAAAUCCACCAUUUGAUACUUAUUUAGAUCUGAUUAUUAAGUUCAUUUCUGACUCACAUGCAGGAGCACAAGAAAAUGGUCUUGAAAUUCUUACUCCCUUCUUUGAUUACCAAAAUGUUUUUUUGUAUUAAUAUUUUUUUGUAGGAAUAUUUUGAUGUAAUUAAUUACGAUAAUAAUGAGUUUCCAGGCGAUUAUUAUUAAAUCUUUGAUUGAUUGGUUCUUAAAAAAUAAAUUUUAUAAAUUAAAAUACUCAAAUAUUUUAAUUAAAUCAAAAAAAAUUUCAUAGAAUUUUUCAGCUAAAUAAAUUAAAAAAAAAACUUGCUCACUAGACAAAGAGGGCUUAGCAUUUACAUUGAAAAGCAACCAGAUAUGAUAGUAACAUGCAGCGAAGGACUCACAAAAGCGCUUAUUGAAAAAGGUAUUUCUAAUACAAAAGCAAACAUAAAGCAAAAGUCUGCUAAUAUUUUACUUGAUUUUUAUGGAAUUCAUAGAACAACUCAAGAACCUUUUAUUAAUGGUUUGACUGCAACUUUGAAUAAUAAAAAUUUAUACAAUAAUUUAUAGACAAACUUCAUAAUAAAAUUUUCCUAUAAAAAGAAUAUAAAAAUUAUUAUUUCAAAAUAACGAUUUUUGCCUCUAUAAAAAUGCAUAAAAAUCCAAGCAGCCGCUAUUUCAAGUGUAAAUUCAAUAAUAGGCGCCUAUGGAGCCAAAGCCUUGUCCUUUAAACCCUUUGUUUCUAUUAUGGAAAAAUUCGCAGGAGUGAGCAAUGCCCAAGUAAGAGGGGAAGCCUUGAAUUUUUAUAAAGAAACUUAUAAAUGGGUAAGGGAUUUAAUUUUCCCCAGCAUCGAGAAAUUAAAAAAAGCCCAGCAAGAUGAGCUAAAAAGAGUAUUUGAAGAAAUAACAGAACGCCCAACAGCUACCAGAUGAAUUAUAGGGCAGGAGCCAAAAUUAGAAGAAAAUAAAGCUGGAGGGCAAAAAAAGGCAGAAAUUGAUAUUUAUGAUAUGGCAGACGCCAAAGAUAUUUUUAAUAAAUAUAAUGAAAGAUGGGCAGAUGGAGUCCUUGCUAUGGAAAAGUGGGUUGAAAAGAAGGCAGCAUUAGAAGAAUUGAAUGCAGAGUUAAACUAUCCAAAACUGGCUGAAAAAAAUCCAAUUGCUUUGACGACUCUAGCAAAAAGGCUAGUUAACGAUGCAAAUGUCAAUGUUAUGAUGCAGGCUAUGAAAAUGAUAGGACUUCUUGCGAAAGGCCAAAGAAAAUUUUUCGAUAUUUUAUGCUAACUCUUUUGAGUCUACAAAAAAAAAAAUCUAUUUUUUUAAUUUUUUUUUUAAAAUGCUAAGCAAUUUUUGUCAACAUUUUUACAAAAAUUCAAAGACAACAAAAGUCUCGUCCUCCAAGAAGCCCACACAGCUCUUGACAACCUUAUGUAUAGCUUAAAUAUUGAGCAAGCCAUAGAAGACAUAAAAGAUGCCUUAGAAGACAAAACUCCAUCUGUAAAAAUAAACACUUCCCAAUGACUCGAGCGUGUUUUUACUACUAUGAGUGAUGAUCAAGUAAGCAAAGUCGCCAAAUCUAUCGCCCUAAUUUUAAAAAAAAAUACAGAUGAUAGCAAACCUGACGUCAGAAAUUCCUGCUUUAAAAUGCUGUCUUGCUUAUUGAAUAAAUGCCCGGAAAUUAUUAAUCCAAUAUUAAAAGACCUCCCGCCAGCGAAAAUGAAAAAAAUUGAAGAAGCUGGAGGAGUUUUGGUCACAAAAAGAGACAAAAGUGUAGAUAGGACAAUUAAUGUAGAAGAAGAAAAGCCAGAACUGCAAAGAAGACAUAGAAAAAGCGUGACCUCAGCUCCGCAGCAGGCUAAACCGCCGUCAAAUCCAAAGAAGCCAUCUUUGCCACCAAAAAGUCCAACGUCUACACAGCCAGAUGAAGAUAUACAGUCUUCUUUAUCCUCAGAAGAUGUCGAUAAUUUAAUUUUACCUUUAAUCCCAUCAGAAACCUUCGAAAAACUCAAAAAUGGUGCCAAUUGAAAAGAAAAACAAGCAGGUCUCCAGCAGCUGCUAGAAUGGGUGACAAAUAAUCAACAAGAAGCUUCAGAAAACAGUGAAGGCUUAUUACAAUUCAUAAAAAACACUGUAAAAGACUGAAAAGAAAACAAUUUCAACGUCAAUAAAGCUGCAUUUGACCUCAUUUCUUAUAUAGCCAAUAAUUGCAAUCUUUCAAAACGCGCAGUCUCUAUCGCAUUUUUACCUCAAGCCCUUGAUAAACUCUCCGAUAUAAAUCUGAUUAAGCCAUAUAAUGCUUGCAUUUCUAGUAUUUGUGAGUGCGUAGGACCAAGAUUUGUGGUGGCUUCUAUCAUAAAAAAUACAAAUGACUGCAAUAAGCCAAAAGUCGUCUCAGAAUGCUACUCAAUUAUAAGUAAAAUUAUUAGUGAAUAUGGGAUUCAUAUGGUAAAUAUUAAAGAAGUCGUUGAUUAUGCAAAAUCAGGGGUCUCGCAAACUAAUGCAGCAAUCAAAAAAUCAGCACAAAGCCUUAUGGUAACUAUAUAUUCACAUAUAGGCGAAAAAAUUAUUCCAUUGAUUUCUGAUAUUAAAGAGCAAUCUUUAAAGGUUUUACAAGAAGAAUUUUCAAAAACAGAAAUAAUUGUAAAUUUAAGCUAUAAAACAGCCAGAGGAGAAGAAGAAAUUAAAAUUGACCCCAAUAAAAUGCUGGAUUCACAGUUUCCUCGAGCAAAUAUAAGUUCACAAAUAAACGCUGGGAUACUUAAAAAGCUAGGAGAUUCUAAUUGAAGGAUAAGAAAAGAAGGGCUAGAAGCAGUAGAAGCCAUUAUUGACCAAAGUGGGACGAGAAUUCUGCCGACGGGGCUUGAGCUAUUUAUUAAAGCUUUAAAAGCAAGGCUAGCUGACCCUAAUAAGUCACUUGUAAGGCAAGCUUUAGGAUUAUCAUGCAAACUUGCCCAAGCGCUUGGCCUUGAGUCAGCCUCUAUAUCAAAAUCAAUAAUCCCAGGAAUCCUUACAAAUUUAUCUGAUAGCAAUUCUUUGCUAAGACAAGAUGCCCUUGCAGCUAUUAACAAAUGGUCAUCAGAAGCUGGCCCUGAAUCUAUAAUAAUUCACUGUUCUCAGCCUUUAUUGCAAGAAAACCCAGAUCUUCGUGCGGAGCUGCUAAAUUGGCUUUUAGCUCACAAAGAAAAUUUCCCAAAAUGCGACAUAAAGCAGAUGGCACCUAGUAUUUUGGCUUGUUUACAAGACAGAAGUGCAAAUAUCCGAAAUUCAGCAGAAAUUUUAUUUGGGGAAAUUGUGAAUUUGGUAGGUUUUGAGAUUUUUCAGCCACUUUUGACUGAUAUAAAACCAGCGGUUAUGAAAACACUUACAGGGAUUUUUGAUAAAUAUAGAGGGAAUGCAGAAAUUAAUAGUGAAGAUUUGCCAAGGAGGCCACCAGCAAGUGCAAAAAACACGUCGAGAUCAAAUUCUAAAGGCUCAGUGGGCAGUUCAGCAAGGAAAAAAAAUAAUGAAAAUGAUGGAUUAAAACCCCCAAAACCUGUAGCAAAACUUCAAGAACAAGCGUCACUAGAAUUUUCUAUAACUCCUAUGCCAGGAAAAGAAAAAAGACUGGAUUUUGAAGCCAAACACAAAUGAAAUGUAGAGGAGCUCAGACAGGAUUAUGUUGAAAAGCUAAAAGCAGACAUGAAGGCAGCAUUUUCUAAUGAUUUAUUCAAUUUACUAUACUCUUCAGACUUCAAAAAACAGAUUGAAUCGAUCCAAAUUUUGUCAAAUUUAUUGAAUUCUCAAAGAAGAGAAAUGGAAGACGUGAUUGAUUUAAUUUUUAAAUUUAUUUGGCUUAAGCUGUCAGAAGGGAACAAUCCACAAAUUUAUAAAGCUUUAUUUGAGUUCGCGGCACAGCUGAUUAAUGCUCUACAAGAGGAUAAUUAUUCGCUAAGUGAAGGAGAAGCAUAUCUCUUUCUUCCCAUUUUUUGCGAAAAAUCAGGACAUAAUAAUGCAAUUUUUAGGCAGAUGAUAAGGAAUAUUAUCAGAAUUAAAAUAAAAAUAAAUUUUAAAUAAAUAAAUGUUUUUUUAAAAAAAAAUAAAAUAAUAUUAUACAUAGCACAGCCAAAAUCCACCCUCCAGAAAAAGUAUUUUUAAUAGUCUUGCAAAGCUUAUCCUCCAAAAACGCUAGAAGCAAGGUUGAGUGCUUAGACGAAUUAACUAGCCUAGUUCAAGAAUUCGGCUCAGGGCUUGUGCAGCCUCGAGAUAUAAAAACAAUUGCUAAAUCUGUUAACAGCCCUGACAACAACGUCAGAAAUUCUGCUGUUGGGACUAUAGGCGAAUGCUAUAAAACUAUCGGUGACAAGAUAUGAUCCUUAAUAGGAGAAAUCCCUGAUAAAGCUAAAGACUUACUAGAGCAAAGGUUUAAGUCUCUUUCAGGGCCUUCAAUUUCUAGCAUAAAUGCAUUAAAGCCACAAUUAAGAAAAAAAGAUGAAGAACAUAGUAAAGUAGUAACACCAAGAGGAAAUAAAAUAUUUAAAUUCGAGGAUUUAAAUGAGGCUAUUGUUGACACUGAAGAAGACAGUUUUUUGCGGUCACAAAGUGAAGAAGUGCAAAUUCCUGUAAAAUCACCGAGAGAUUUAGCUCAUAAAAGGAGGAGCAUGUAUGCACUAAAUAUUGAUAAAAUCGAAAAUGAAGGGCUACUGAAGAGUUUUUCUGCAGAAAAUGUGGAGGUUCCAAGCUUAGUUAUAAGCAAUUCGCUAACAGAAACGUCGAUUCAAAGCUCAGAAGAUUCUUUAAUUCAAAUACCAAGCAUAACAGAAUCUUUAAUGCAGAUUCAGGGUUUAGAAGAUGCUUUAGUUCCGCUUCCGGGCUUAACUGAUGCUUCAAUUCAAAUUCCAAACUUAUUAGAAUUUUCAAAUCCUAGCCAAUCUUAUCAAGCUCCCAAUAUAGAAAUUUCUAGCCAACCUGAACAGAUUCUAGACAAUUUUUCGGAGCAAAUUUCUCGUCAAAAUUCAGAGCAAAUUUCUCGUCAAAAUUCAGAGCAAAUUUCUCGUCAAAACUCAGAGCAAAUUUCUCGUCAAAACUCAGAGCAAAUUUCUCGUCAAAACUCAGAACAAAUUUUACGUCAAAACUCAGAACAAAUUUUACGUCAAAAUUCAAGCCAAAUUUUACGUCAAAAUUCAAGCCAAAUUUUACGUCAAAACUCAGAACAAAUUUCUCGUCAAAAUUCAAGCCAAAUUUUACCUCAAAACUCAGAACUAAUUUCUCGUCAAAAUUCAAGCCAAAUCUCUAUUGAAGCCCCUACUCAGUAUCCAAUGCUUCAAGCUCCUCAGCCCUCCACAGCUUUUUCUUCCAUUACAAAUAUAGCUAAAAACUACCCUCCUAAGCAAGAAACAAUCCGCAUAAAAUGAGACGAAAAUCGAUUUUCUGAGUUUGAAGCCUUAUCAACCCCUCCACUAUCCAUCAAAAAUGAUGAAAGUCUUCUCUCUGACCCUCAAAAUUCAUGCACAAUUCUUGAUAAAUACAUCAAAACUCUCAUCAGCGGAAACAUGUCUUCACGUGUCGAUGCUCUUGUCGGGAUAAACGAUAUGAUUUUAAAUAACCUGGAAACCUAUAAAGAAGAAUUCCAACAAAAAGCUGACUUAUUAAUAGACGCAAUUUCCAAAGUCUUUAUCAACACAUUUGAAAGGCCAAUAGAAGACGUUCCUUUACGCUUUGCUAAAUAUUUUUUAAACGUUGUUCAUAAGGUUUUUUGCACAAAAUUAAUAAUGCAAGAAAUCAGUGAAAAUUUUUUAUUUGUGGUGACUGAACAAAUAUUUAAAAGGCUGCUCAUUGAAAAUCUUGAAAAAAUAGGGGAUAACCGGGAAGGGGAAAUUAUGAUGAAAACUCUAAAUGGAGCUAUGCUGAAGGUGCUAGAAUAUUGUAAGCCGACAAUAGUGUUUGUGGUACUGAUAAAGCUUUUAACGAAAUAUAUAAAUGAUGCAAAAUUACCAAAAAUUCCUGGGAUUAUAAUUAGGUGCUUAUUAAAAUUAGGCAAAAUUUUAACUCCCCCCCCGUGAGUGAACAAAAAACCAUUAGAAAAAUUGCUAUUUUUUGCCCAAAAAACCCACCUCCGUGAGUGAACAAAAAUUUUUUGAUAUAUAAAUGAUAAUUAUUAUAAUGAAAUCUAGAGCUAAUUCUGUUUAAUUUUAAACGAAUUGCUUUUUAAAACAUAAAAUUUUAUAAAUUAAAUUAAUAUUUGCUUUCCAAUUUUUGCGAAUUAGGAUUUUUUUAAAUUUCGAAAAAAAAUAAUUUUUAUAAAAUUAAUAUAAAUUUUUUUAAAAAAGAAAAAAUUAACCCCCCUCUGUGAGUGAACAAAAUUUUUUUGUUCGCUCACGGAGGGGGGGGGGGUAAACAGUUUUGUUUCUCAAUUAGAAAUUGAUAAGGUCUUAAUUGUGAUGCAUGAGUAUUUAACUGAAAAUAAAACAAAAGCUGCAGCUAAAAAUGAUGAAAUGGUGAUAAAAGCUAUCAAAACGAUAAUUAAUGAGCUAGUUAAUUUGAAAGGAGAAGCAAUUUGGGAGUCAUAUUCUGCUAUAAGAAGCCAUGAAAAGCUUGAUAAAGAUAUCGAAAAGUGAAUUAAUUCAUUUCUUGCAAAAAAUACCACAAAUAUUAUGAUAAAUUCACCACAGAUAUUGAAGACUCCACAAGACCCUAUAUUAAGCUCAAUCUUUUCUCGCUUAAAUGAAGAGCUUGACUAUGAUUUAGCAAUAAAAGAACUUUUUGAGCAUGUCGAAAAAAAUCCAAAAGCAGAUUUAGCAGCUUUUUUAAGCCAAGCUUCACCAGAACUUUAUAAUAAAAUUACAGAAGAUCUACACAAGAUGAGGGAAAAUAAAAAUGCAGAAAAAGAGUCACAUACAGAUGAAAGCUUAAAUAUUCAAGAAUUUCAAAAUCGCUUAUCUAUGAUGAAACAACGAUAUGGCCUGUCAGCUUCAAACCAGCCUAUACAGCUAAGCACAAAUUUGAUGGAAUUAAAAGCCAAAUUUAGCAAUCUGCUAAAUAAAGUAAACGAAUAA